AUGUCAGAGACCUCGUACAGAGUUAACAGAGAGAUUAGGAUUAAACAAAUAGAGUCCCGGUUGACUGCGCUAGAAGAAGGAUGGAUUGAGCUGAUCCUGGAGUGCGCAGGAGGAGAACUAAACCCAACCCAGCUCAUUAAUAAGAGAAGAAUAGACAGAAAUACAGUUUACAAUAAAGAUAUUGAAGAAAACAGGUUAAGAGAACGGUUAAGGGUCUCGACAUCUCCAAUCGCGGAAAAAAGGCGAGAGCUCCUUGAUAUAUAUCUAACACAGGUUUUGGAUCACAUUAGACGUCAGAACUAGAAGAAUACAUCCAGCUCUGAGUUCAGUUUACAGCUGAAUA
Molecule: messenger RNA, 343 nt
Organism: Eurytemora carolleeae
Lineage: Eukaryota; Metazoa; Arthropoda; Copepoda; Calanoida; Temoridae
Exons: 5
Coding region: 1-303 (100 amino acids)
Source: RefSeq, a predicted model, not a curated record